AUGAAGCAGCCGCGCUGGUGCGGGAUGACUGCCAAGACGGGCACGGUGCUGUCAGGGGUCUUUUCCAUCAUGGCCACACACCUGUCCCUCAUCUUUGAACGGAAGCACCUGCAGGACAACAACUGCACGGAGCACAAUCUGCAGGACAGGAGCAUCAAGGAGCUGUUACACCAGCUCAUCCUGUGCAGGAGCUACGCCAUCGUCCUGUUCCUAGCGGUGACCACCAUGCUCACCAGCGCCUUCCUGCUGUACUCGGUGUACGCGCAGCACUACCGAGGCCUGAUGACGUACGUCCUGUGGAUCAUCUGCGAAACCAUCGCCGACCUUGUGAUCAAGGUCCUCACCAACGAGCUCAGCAUGGGCGAGAUGCGCUACGUGCGCUGGAGCUGCUGGGGCUGCCGCGCCUGCAUGCAGGGCUUCUGGAUGUUCUUCGUGGUCACCUACGCGCAGGUCACCUACAAGGGCCAGACCCAGGGCUACAUCCUGGCCUACAACAGGCGCAUCUCCAUGGGCAACAGGGAGGCCCCCCGGUGCAAGUCCAAGAUCCUCAGCUUCGUCCGGCACUACAGUGCGUGA
Molecule: messenger RNA, 576 nt
Organism: Castor canadensis (American beaver)
Lineage: Eukaryota; Metazoa; Chordata; Mammalia; Rodentia; Castoridae
Gene: Tmem217
Product: transmembrane protein 217
Source: RefSeq, a predicted model, not a curated record